Molecule: messenger RNA, 5527 nt
Organism: Alosa alosa (allis shad)
Lineage: Eukaryota; Metazoa; Chordata; Actinopteri; Clupeiformes; Clupeidae
Gene: lrrc75bb
Product: leucine rich repeat containing 75Bb
Exons: 4
Coding region: 287-2113 (608 amino acids)
Source: RefSeq, a predicted model, not a curated record
AGGACAACAACAGCAGCAUGCGCACAACACGGAGAAAGAAACAGCAAGUCGAUAAAGAGUAGCAUAUUUUUUUAACGACAUGACGUGCAAAUGUGGACAUGUAAUAAGACUACGGAUAUCCUAUCCAAGUAAAGUAGCCUAUCUCACAGGUACGAACUUCACUUUGAAUAUGGACGUAUAGCUACGAGACUUAGUGACAGUUUGCAUCAGCACCACACGGCUGCUAUACAACCAUACAAUAGGCUACUGUAGCGGGCUUUUAAAGAAGAUUAAAAAAAAAAAAAACAUGGGGUCCAAGUUGACCAGGCAGAGAAGUCUGGACAGUCAAGCUAGUUUUUUUAGGAAGGGUCGCCAGCGCAACUAUAGCUCUGGGGACGCCGAGCGGAGUGACAGUCGUGGUGGCGGGGACUUUCUAUUCACAUCGCUUAUGCUGAAGUCGGAGAAGCUUCCGGGGAUGCUGCGCAGAAAUAGCAACAGCAGCCCUUACGUGAGGAGAGUCGCCUGGGUCCGGGAGAUACAGAGACUACUGCGGGAACAGAAAGUGGACCAGGCAGCGGAUGUACUGAAAUUAUUGAGAAAGGAUUUGGGACUGGAGGGUACGUCUCUCAAUGACAUUUUGUAUAAGAACGCUGCCUUCCUUAACCUGGUGGAUCCCAUUUCCCAUGAGCUCCUGCUGAGCUUGGCCCGGGACAUGCAGUGUCCAAAAAGGGAGGCAGAUGCCCUGAAGUCGUCUGAUAAGAUCUGCAGACAGCUGAUCUACCACCUGACCCCGCACUCCAAGUGGACGAGACAGAGCGUGUCCAAAAGGAAGUCCCAGGCCUGUCUGAAGACCACUCUGAAGAAGAAGAUAUCCAACGACAUUGUGGAUCUCUCUGGAAUCCCGCUGUCAGGUCGAGAUGUCCAGCGGGUGGCGCUGUACCUGCAGGACUGCAUCGCACCGGUCACAGCAGUGGACCUGAGCUUCACCGAGCUGCAGGACGAGAGCCUCCGGCUGCUCCUGCCCUCGCUGAGCGCCCUCCCCAAGCUCACCACGAUCGCCGUCAACGGCAACCGCCUCACCACGGCCGUGCUCAAGGACCUCAUGGAGGCGCUGAAGGAACGCCGGCAGUUUCCCAAGCUGGCCUGGAUCGACCUGGGGAACAACCUGGACAUCUUCACGCUGCCGCAGCCGCUGCUGGUGUCGCUACGGCGACGGUUCGGUACGAGGAGCAGCCUGCCCACCAUCCACGAGUUCGCAGACGACGACGAGGGCAGCGCCGGCCACUACCGGCUGGAGAUGUCCACCGAGGAGCCUAGCGUGUUCGAGGAGGACGAGGAGGAGGAAGAGGAGGUGGUGGAUGAAGAGAGAGGGGUGGUGGAGCAGAGGGAUGUGGAGAUGGAGGUGCAGAUACAGGUGGAGCUGAGACUGGUGGAUGUGAGUGAGGUGCAGAUGACACCAACGAGAGAGGUGGAGAUGAGACAGGUGGAGGAGAAACAGGUCGAUGUGAGACAGGUGCAGGUGAGGGAGGUCCUGAUAGAGGCACCAAUUAGAGAGGUCCUGGAGGCACCAAUUAGAGAGGUUCUGAUGGAGGCACCAAUUAGAGAGGUUCUGAUGGAGGCACCAAUUAGAGAGGUUCUGAUGGAGGCACCAAUUAGAGAGGUCCUGGAGGCACCAAUUAGAGAGGUUCUGAUGGAGGCACCAAUUAGAGAAGUUCUGAUGGAGGCACCAACGAUAGAGGUGGAGAUGAGACAGGUCAAGGAAAAACAUUUAGUCGUUAGACAGAUGGAGGUGACACAGUUGGAGGUGAGACGGGUGGAAGAGAGACAGGUGGAGGAGAGACACUUAGACGUUAGACAGAUGGAUGUGGGACAGAUGGUGGAGGUGAGACAGUUAGAGGACAGACAGGAGAAGAUGCGAGAAGUGCAGAUGGAGACGCCAGAGAGACAGGUGGAGAUGAGACAGGAAGAAGUGAGACAGAUAAGAGAGGUGGAGAUGGAAGCACUGGAGAGACAUGUGGGGGUGAGACAGCUAGACUUAAGACAAAUGGAGGUGAGACAGCUGGAGUUGCAGAAGGUGCAGGACAGACAGCAGGAGGUGAGACAGCAGGAGGUGCAGCUGGAUGACAAGCUAUAGGAUUGGAGGGAGGCAAAGUGCAGGUGGAGGUGGAUAUGGGGAUGAAGGUGGCGGUGGCGGCCGACCCAGCGGGGGACUCAUGGGGGGCAGAGCAGAAGGUUAGGGGCAGCGUCAGUUUACUGCAGUGCAAGAGGUGAUUCCUCCCUCCCCCUCUCUCUCCAUACAUCCGUCCGUCCCUCUCUCUCUCUCUCUCUCCCUCUCUCUCUCUCGCUCUUUCUCUCCUCUUUCUCCUUGUAUCUCUACGUCCUGAGGGAGCUGCUGUUGAGCACUUGUUAGUUUUGGGGUGGCUCUGUCCUAACCCUCGUUCCUGGAGUGGUCAUUCUUCGGUAAAAAUGAUAUUCCAGGGUUGAGGCGCAGGGGGCGCUGUGUGCUCCUCUGACUCCGCCCUGAUGAAGCUGACCUCUCCUACUGCUCUCCAGUACUGGGAAGGAGACUCUUGUCCUUCUCGAACCCUCCCUCAGCAUGGUUAUCCAUGACCAGGGGGGAACCAGGGAGUCUGCAGGAGAACCACGUUCCCCACCGACAUCCCUGUGGGGCUGCCUGAAGACUGAAGCCCCACAGCAAAGGAAACAGAACGAGGCGAAGAUGGUCAGAUGGUUGGGGUCAGAUCUUCAGGACUCCAUACUGCCCCAGCACCUCUCCCCCCUUUUACCCCCUCUCUUGCUGCUCAGGGUGGACAUUCAGCUGCCCCCCCAUGACUCUGACCUUAUGUUCUGGUGCACACACAGCACACACACACACACACACACACACACAGACACACACACACACACAUACACACACACUUCCCACUGUAGAGGAUUCUGCCUCUGGCAUGCCGGAGUCUCUGAUUCAUUACAACAGCCCUUCAAAGCAAGCAGUUUCACUGCAAAACUACACAGCCCAAAAUGCAAUUCUCCUAGCCAGAAGUAGCUGUACUGUCUAUGAGCAAUAGUGGUUCUUGGAAACCAUGGGUAAAUGAAGACAGAAAGCUGAGGGGGAGAAACUCACCUGUACACUCACAGGCUUCUCUUCACACAUGGUGUGUGUGUGUGUGUGUGUGUGUGUGUGUGUGUGUGUGUGUGUGUGUGUGUGUGUGUUUGUGUGUGUGUGUGUGUGGCAUUCCUCAUCCCUUUUGUAGCAUGCUCUGCCAAAGAGCAGGUGUGUGUGGUGUGACAUAUUUACGGAGGCACAUAAGUAGCCUACUCCACGCUGCUCUGUGCGCUUGCUCGUCCUCAUUGCACCGUUCCAACACAGACUCCUUUUCAAUGGCGUGAUCACAGCUCUGCAGGGAAUGGACAGACUCAAUCAAAACUGAUAGGCCGUGGGAGUUAGUGUGUGUGUGUGUGUGUGUGUGUGUGUGUGAGAGAGAGAGAGUGAGUGAGUGUGUGUGUGUGUGUGUGUGUGUGGGAUAUCCUGAAGACUGUAAAUACAUUCAGACCCACGUGGGAGAAAUAUGUGUUUUGUGUUUAUAUAUUUAUUAUUUAUUUGUUAAUGUUUAGUUGUGUAUUGUUUAUUUAUUUAUUUGAUACUUUUCUGUCGCAGUAGAACAGCGUCUGUAUGAGUCUUUGGAGAACCAGCUGUAAACUGCCUGUUGUUUAGCUACACACCCAGAACAUGAAGUAGGGUCACAGGGUCCUAGUGUCCCUUGGGUUCCUCUUCUCCCCAAUAUUAGGACCUACAAUGUUCUGCUGUAGUUCCUUUUCUCCCCAGUAUUAGGACCUACAGUGUUCUGCUAUGGUUCCUCUUCUCCCCAAUAUUAGAACCUACAGUAUUCUGCUGUGGCUUAUAUUAGGACCUACAGUGUUCUGCUGUGGCUUAUAUUAGGACCUACAGUGUUCUGCUGUGGCUUAUAUUAGGACCUACAGUGUUCUGCUGUGGUUCCUGUUUGAAUGAUUUCACUGUAACCAAAGCCAAAGUGUAGAACACCAGCUAGUAUAGUUGUGGCUUUAGCCAGAAGCUUGUGAAUGCAUUUAAAUCUAAGAGGAAUGGGGAAGUAUUUAGGAAGAUGUGGUAUAUUAUGCUGCAUAUUAGUUAUGUGCUGAUCAAGGUCAGAGUCUUCAGGGUGACCAACCUCUUCCUCACUCUCACUCAGUCAUCCUAGCAGUGCGAGGAGAGGAGAGGAAUUGGUGAGUGACUCUUCGUACAUGUAAAGCCACAUGCACAUUAGGACGUAUCUCUCUCUACCUGUGCAGAAUAUUUUUACAGACUGCUACACAAACGUGUGUUCCUGUUUCUAGUGUUUCUGUGGGCAUGCUUCUCUCCUUUUCUACACAGGAUCCUGUUUUUUUCCUCUUUUACUAAGUAAGAAGCUGUGUGCUCAUGUAGAUGAAGAUUAUACAAAAUUGUUAUUUUGUAUCCUUUUUAAUAUAAAACUAUAAAAGUACUAUGCCUGUAUUUUUAAUGUUAUCAGAAAAGGCAUUUUUCUUGUUAACAUUUGUCAUUUGUUAUUAACAGUGGAAAGAGAGUCUAUUUGUAUGGGUGUGUGUGUGUGUGUGUGUGUUAGUAUGCGUGCACGUAUACAUGUGUGUUUGCACGCGCACGUGUGUGCAUGUGUGUGUAUUCCAAAAAAAGUGUGACUUAUUUGUAUCUUAGAGGCCCUGACGGGCGUUUCAGAUGCAAACUGUUCUCUUACAUGCACUUUAGAAACAAGCCCAAGCCCAGCGCCCUCAUGGUCCUAAAGCCUGGCCACACACUGCCAACGACAACUAGGACCACAACAGUAAAAACUGCACUUUUAAUAAAUAUGAUUUGUAGCCAAUAAGAAUGACUGCCUACUAUAAACACAACAACAUGGAGAACGAUAUCGUCAGGGUGAUUUUGAAAACAAUACAAAUGCUGACAUACAGAAUCCAUUGUAUAUAUUCAACAUCACAUUAACAGACAUGGGGAGUAUUCCUGAGAUUCCCUUAUUUCCUAUAUUGCCAGUGGAGUUGUCGUUAGCAGUGUGGUUGGGCCCUGAUGCAUCCUGGGAGGUGUCAUCACAGCCGCACCAGAUACACCAUCACAGGGUGCGUAUGCAGGUCUGGAAAAGUCUGGAAUCGUACUGAAAAAUACUCUUUUCCAGACUCCAGAAAAGUGUGGAAGUUUGGGUGAUCGUUUUGGAAAAGAUCAGACAUUUUAAUCAUCAUAGUAAUACAUACCUCAAAACUCCAAAGGUCCAAGGUUAAAAAUUACAAACAAAAUGACACACUUUUUUUUACUCCAAAAAAAAGUCCAAAACGUAGCAUCUUUAAAGACAACAAUUUGGAAUGUCUUGAAAAGUGUGAACCGUCUGUUGAUAAGAGGAAGCGACCUGCAUCACCACCGCCUGCUAGUGUGUAUCGAUGUGUUGACCCCUUCCAUCACGUUACAUACUGACUAUGGUUUACAUGCUCAAAAGGAAAUGUAAUGACAUGACUGUUCUUGUUCAAGGAAAUAAAUAUUUGUCAUAAA